Molecule: messenger RNA, 1081 nt
Organism: Carlito syrichta (Philippine tarsier)
Lineage: Eukaryota; Metazoa; Chordata; Mammalia; Primates; Tarsiidae
Product: probable E3 ubiquitin-protein ligase HERC3
Exons: 9
Source: RefSeq, a predicted model, not a curated record
UUCUCCUUUACCAUUUUGUUUAAUUCUCUAGAAUUCUUCUCCUGCUGUUGACUUCAGGACUAUGAAUCAAGCACAUUAUACCAGUUUAAUAAAUGAUGAAACCAUAGCAGUUUGGAGGCAAAAACUCUCAGAACACAACAAUGCAAAUACAAUCAAUGGUGUUGUUCAGAUAUUAUCUUCUGCAGCCUGUUGGAAUGGAAGUUUUCUUGAAAAAAAAAUCGAUGAACACUUUAAAACAAGCCCCAAAAUUCCUGGAAUUGACCUGAACUCAACUAGGGUGUUAUUUGAGAAGUUAAUGAAUUCUCAGCACUCCAUGAUUCUAGAACAGAUUUUAAACAGCUUUGAAAGUUGCCUGAUUCCCCAGUUGUCAAGUUCACCACCAGACGUUGAAGCGAUGAGAAUCUAUUUAAUCCUGCCUGAGUUUCCCUUGCUUCAGGACUCUAAGUAUUACAUCUCACUGACAAUUCCCUUGGCUAUGGCCAUUCUGCGGCUGGAUACGAACCCCAGCAAAGUACUAGAUAACUGGUGGUCUCAGGUGUGUCCGAAAUAUUUCAUGAAGCUGGUAAACCUCUAUAAAGGUGCAGUCCUUUAUCUGCUGAGGGGAAGAAAGACAUUCUUAAUCCCCAUGCUGUUUAACAAUUAUAUUACAGCAGCUCUCAAACUCUUAGAGAAGUUAUAUAAGGUGAACCUUAAAGUGAAGCAUGUGGAAUAUGAUGCAUUUUACAUUCCUGAGAUUUCCAGUCUCGUGGACAUUCAGGAAGACUACCUCAUGUGGUUCUUGCAUCAAGCAGGGAUGAAGACUAGACCAUCUAUAAUACAGGAUGCUGUAACGCUUUGUUCCUACCCUUUCAUCUUUGAUGCUCAAGCCAAGACCAAAAUGUUACAGACUGAUGCUGAACUACAGAUGCAGGUAGCGGUCAAUGGAGCCAACCUGCAGAACGUCUUCAUGCUUCUCACCCUGGAGCCUCUGCUGGCCAGAAGCCCCUUCCUCGUCCUUCACGUUCGUAGGAACAACCUUGUUGGAGAUGCCCUAAGAGAGCUGAGCAUUCAUUCUGAUAUUGAUUUGAAAAAGCCUCUCAAA